Messenger RNA from Cercopithifilaria johnstoni, 966 nucleotides. The record is from the annotation of a GenBank genome assembly. NCBI's taxonomy places the organism in Eukaryota, Metazoa, Nematoda, Chromadorea, Rhabditida, Onchocercidae.
AUGUUCGAUGGUUUUGGAGCGAUGAUGUUUGGAGCACCAAUACGUCCCUUUGAUUUGCAACUUCGAUGCUUCUCGGCAGCGUUUUAUGAAGGAGCGGAUACGAAGAAAAUAAAUGAGUUGAAUCAUGGUGGGAAGAUUUUACUUCCACCAUCGGCUUUGGAUCUAUUAGUUCGUCUCAACAUCGAAUAUCCGAUGAUGUUCAGAGUGCAAAAUUUAAAUGACUCAGGAUGUUCGACCCAUUGUGGCGUCUUGGAAUUCUUAGCUGAAGAGGGUCGUUGUUAUCUUCCAUCAUGGAUGAUGCGUCAAUUGCAUCUUAAUGAGGGUGAAUGUGUUCGAAUAACAUAUGCAACAUUACCUAAAGCUACAUAUACGAAGCUAAAACCGCAGUCUGCGGAUUUUCUGGCUAUUUCAAAUCCAAGAGCUGUGCUCGAGGUGGAACUACGGAAAUUUGCAUGUCUUACAAAGGGCGACAUUAUUGCUGUUGAGUACAACGAUCAAAUUUUGGAAUUUUUGGUGAUGGAAGUAAAACCUGGAAGAGCUGUUUCAAUCAUCGAAUGUGACAUGAAUGUGGAAUUUGAUGCACCAGAAGGUUACGUUGAACCUAAUACAAAUGCAACAUCUAGCUCGUUUGCAGCGCCAUCGAUGUCAUCAGCGCCAGCAGUAGAUGAAACAGGAAUGAAGAGUGGUAGUAGAUUCAGAGCAUUUACUGGUACGGGUCAUCGUUUAGACGGAAAAUUGAAGUCAUCGACAACUUCACUGACUGAAAUGGAAGCAGCUGAGCGAUCACUUCCUCAGUUAACCGUUAAUACCAAUUAUAGUCCGGGAAAACUGGAAUUUGUAAGGUAUGAGUAUAAAUGUCGUUCACUGAUGGAGAAAGAAUUAGCCGAAGCAGCAAAAGGGAAGAAGUCCGGUAAUGCGAUGCCUUUCGAAGGUGGUGGACAUAUAUUACGUGCCACCCGGCGGUGA